AUGGAAAAUACAAAUCAAAUACCAGAUUCCAGGAGAUGUAAACCAGACAAAUUGUAUAAAAAAUCAUCAUUUGUAGAUAUAUAUGAAAGAUUGCAAUCCUUAUGGAAUGGUGAGUUUUUUUGUGAUGUUAAACUACAAACGGAUGAUCAAAAAAUAAUAUCUGCACAUAAAGUGGUUUUAUCCGCAGCUAGCCCGUAUUUUUAUGCCAUGUUCACACAUUUUGCAGUAAGGAAUCAUGAUCUUGUGGCAUUAAGACAGAUAGAUCAUACUGCUUUACUGCACUUAGUGGACUUUAUUUAUUCUGGAAAAAUCUCGGUCACUGAAAAAAACGUCCUGAUUUUGCUACCGGCUGCAGACCUCUUGCAGUUACAAGGAGUAAAAGAGGCUUGUUGUGAUUUUUUACAGUCACAGCUCUGUCCAUCAAAUUGUAUCGGUAUUAACACUAUAGCUGACUUACAUAGCUGUACAAAAUUGAUAACAAGUUCAGAAAUAUAUAUUCAUCAACAUUUUUCAGAAGUUGUUGGUGAUAACGAAUUCCUAUCCUUAUCAUUGGAACAAGUAAUUAAGUUGAUAUCCAGUGAUAGACUUCCAGUAUCAUCUGAUGAAAAAGUAUUUGAAAGUGUUAUUAGUUGGGUAAAAUAUGAUUUGGGUUCAAGACAAUGUGUUUUAUCUCAAUUAAUGCAACAUGUGCGGUUACCAUUAACAUCGAAGGAUUACAUAUUAAAAAAAGUAGCUGAAGAACCUCUUAUAAAGAAUUGUUUAAAAUGCAUUAAAUACACUCAAAUCAGAAGACCAUAUUCCACAAAGCAUCCAGAAUAA
Acyrthosiphon pisum (pea aphid) is the source of this 819-nucleotide messenger RNA. Its product is annotated as kelch-like protein 2. Gene Ontology annotation, molecular function: protein binding. The record is from RefSeq and is a predicted model, not a curated record. The coding region runs from base 1 to 819 and encodes 272 amino acids. NCBI's taxonomy places the organism in Eukaryota, Metazoa, Arthropoda, Insecta, Hemiptera, Aphididae. The transcript has 6 exons.